Molecule: messenger RNA, 2300 nt
Organism: Cornus florida
Lineage: Eukaryota; Viridiplantae; Streptophyta; Magnoliopsida; Cornales; Cornaceae
Product: probable sulfate transporter 3.5
Exons: 12
Coding region: 76-2028 (650 amino acids)
Biological process (GO): transmembrane transport
Cellular component (GO): membrane
Molecular function (GO): secondary active sulfate transmembrane transporter activity
Source: RefSeq, a predicted model, not a curated record
GGUCCCAAGCAACAGCUGCAACACUCUCUCUCUCUCUCUCUCUCACACACACACACACACACACAAACACUAGCCAUGUUAACUUCUGGCGAAACAUCUGUUCACAAGUUGAACUUUGCCAAGCCUAGAAGCUUUUCCACCACAUUCAAGUCCGACUUCAAAGAGACUCUCUUCCCCGAUGACCCUUUCCGGGAUAUAAAGAAUGAGCCGUUCUGGCCCCGCACCAAGAAAACCGUGCAAUAUUUUGUUCCAAUGUUUGAGUGGCUGCCCAAAUACAACUUCCAUUUGUUCAAGUAUGAUCUUCUCGCCGGGAUCACCAUCGCUAGCCUUGCCAUACCACAGGGAAUCAGCUACGCUAGGCUCGCCAAUGUUCCUCCCAUCCUCGGCCUAUACUCGAGCUUUGUUCCUCCUCUUGUUUAUGCUGUUUUUGGAAGUUCAAAGCAUCUUGCAGUUGGAACCAUUGCAGCAUGUUCAUUGCUCAUCGCUUCAAUAAUUGGAGAGCAAGUAUCAGCCACCGACAAUCCAACUCUGUAUCUUAGCUUGGUCUUCACUGCUACUUUCUUCACUGGUAUCAUCCAGACUGCUUUGGGUUUACUAAGGCUUGGAAUUUUGAUAGAUUUCUUGUCACAUUCGACGAUCACUGGUUUCAUGGGAGGGACGGCAAUAAUUAUCUGCCUGCAACAAUUGAGGGGCAUCUUUGGAUUGAAGAGUUUCACUACUAAUACUGAUGUGAUUUCAGUGUUACGUGCAAUUUUCAGCCGGACAAAUGAGUGGAGAUGGGAGAGCGCGCUCAUGGGUGUUAUCUUCCUUUGUUUCCUUCAAUUCACCAAAUAUGUGAAGCAAAUGAAACCAAAGCUAUUUUGGGUAACAGCUAUAGCUCCGAUGGUGACCGUUAUAAUUGGCUGUGUCUAUGCAUAUUUUGCUAAAGCGGAAAGACAUGGCAUCCAAAUUGUUGGUGACUUGAACAGAGGAAUAAAUCCUCUAUCCAUUCAAAGUUUGAACUUUGACCCCAAGUACAUAUCAGCACCUAUAAGAGCUGGGAUCAUUACAGGCAUGGUGGCUCUAGCUGAAGGAAUAGCAAUUGGAAGGAGUUUUGCCAUGAUGAGAAAUGAACAAAUUGAUGGUAACAAAGAGAUGAUAGCCUUUGGUCUCAUGAACAUGGUUGGAUCUUUCACUUCAUGCUACUUGACCACUGGGCCGUUUUCAAAAACUGCAGUGAAUUUCAACGCGGGAUGUAAGACUCAAAUGGCAAAUGUAGUGAUGGCCAUUUGCAUGUUGCUUACACUCCUCUUCUUGGCUCCUCUGUUUAGUUACACCCCACUCGUCGCUCUUUCUGCCAUUAUCAUGUCGGCCAUGUUUGGUCUGAUUGAGUAUGACAAGGCUUAUCACCUCUACAAGACAGACAAGUUCGAUUUCAUCAUUUGCAUGUCUGCAUUUCUUGGUGUCAUCUUCAUAACCAUGGACAUGGGCCUUAUGAUUUCUGUGGGACUUGCCAUAGUCAGAGCACUUUUAUACAUAGCAAGGCCUUCUAUUUGCAAGCUCGGACACGUUCCCUAUUCAACUUUGUACCGUGACACAGUGCAGUAUCCUGGUGCCACUGGCCUUCCCGGAAUCCUAAUUCUGAAACUUGGUUCUCCUGUCUACUUUGCGAAUUGCUCUUAUAUUAGAGAGAGGAUUUUGAGAUGGGUGAGAGAUGAACAGGACAUUGCAGAAUCUGAAGGAAAUGACAUUGAGCAUAUUUUACUAGAUUUGGGAGGAGUUACAUCAAUCGACAUUACAGGCGUUGAAACCCUCUUUGAAGUUCAAAGAAACAUGGAAGCAAAAGGGAUUACGAUGGCCUUAAUAAACCCGAGGAUUGAGGUAAUGGAAAAGUUGAUAGUGACAAAAUUCAUAGACAAAAUUGGGAAGGAAUCAGUGUUCUUAUCGAUCCAAGAAGCGACCGAAGCGUACGGGUUUUCUCUGAGAAGCUCAAAGCAGGUGAUGAACAGCUUCGAUGGACGUGAGGUUGUGCAGGUGAUGCUAGUGUAACAACAAACUAGUUUGGGAAUUGGGAAAUAAAGAUCAUCCUGGAUGAGGCUGCAGGGUGAUUAAAUCUUCAAAAUGGACGCACAUUCAUCAUCACAUUAUCUACUAGUUGUUACAAUAAGGAAGAUUUAUAUAUAUAAAUGGUUGUAAGACGAUAUAUAUCUUGGUUAUUAUAUUAAGAUCGAAGAUCCAUGUGUGUCAUGAAAAAGAAAAAGAAAAAAAAAAUGUACUAGUUAGAAUGGAUUGAUAAAUAAUACUAGAAUGAUUUAUUUGGA